Messenger RNA from Bactrocera oleae (olive fruit fly), 2830 nucleotides. RefSeq names its product actin-binding protein IPP. Lineage: Eukaryota; Metazoa; Arthropoda; Insecta; Diptera; Tephritidae. Gene Ontology annotation, molecular function: protein binding. The record is from RefSeq and is a predicted model, not a curated record.
AGUUUUGUGUCAAAAGUGAAGUCACGUAAAAAAUGCAAUGGGCGUUUAACAGUGAAUAAAACGAAUUAUUUUCAAUAAACAUAAAGAAAUUUAACAUAUUUAUAUUAAAAGAUAUUGUAGAAGUGUAGUGAAUAUUUGACAAAAAAAUUGGUACGUGGCGCGGUGUUAUAAAAAUAGAAAUAUAUUAUUUUCCUUUAACCGUGGAGGAAUUUCUCUACGCAAUAUAAUCACUGUUUUGACUAUAUGUACAUAUAUAUGCGAGUAUAUUAGAACCCGCCCACCACCCAACACCAAUAUUUGCUUUUUACGAGCCUACGAGCGUUACAAAAUUGUAAUUCACAACACUAAAUUUGAGACCGUCCAUAGUGCCAUUGGCUAACAGCGCCAAUUAAAGUUAAUUAAAUGUAAUUGUAAUGUUGACGAUUAGAUGAAAAGAGUGCGACGCAACUUUAGGGUCUGCUCAACGGAGUUUGAGCGUUGCACAUUUACACAUGCAUAAGUUUUGCUAUCCAUAUUAUUAAUAUACAAACGUAUAUAUAUGUACAAAUUUAUUAUUAUAUGUAUUGAUGCAAGUUGAAGAAACGCAAAUAAAAUUUUUUGAAUCGCGUUCAGCGUAAAAAUGCAUAAAUUAAAACUUUUAAUCACCACAAAACAAAGGUUUAAGUCUAAGGAUCGCAUAAUAAUGCCACCAUUGAAGACAUACUCGCCACACAACGAAUUCAAUGCAAAUUGUCAUAAUGGCAAUAGUACAACUGGCGAAGGUGAAAGUAAUACAUCGGCCGCUGCCGCAACAGCAUCUUCAAACUUAAGUGAUAUUUGUGGUGCUGUAAGCAAUGCAGGUGCACAACAACGCGCUUCACUGCCUUGUUACAGCAAUGCACAGUUUCCAUUCAAAGUACUAGCCAAUUUAAAUCAAUUACGUGCAGAAUCUCGUUUCUGUGACGUAGAAAUUGUUGCUGGUGGCAUUACAUUCAAUGCGCACCGGGCUGUAUUAAGCGCGGCCAGCGCCUACUUUGAGGCAAUGUUCCGCCCUGAACUUGGUUUGAAUGAAGUGAAUCAAAAGUCAGUGGUGCUACACACCAUAGAUGGCGAGAUCUUAAGCAUUCUACUGGAUUUUAUAUAUACAGGACGAUGUGAAAUAACACAGUCUAAUGUUCAAGAGCUGUUAGCUGCAGCUGAUAUGCUACAGUUGCCGGAAGUUGUAGACGGCUGCUGCGACUUUUUAUGCCGCGAAUUACAUGCUACCAAUGCAUUGGGCAUUCUACGCUUUGCAGAAGCUCAUAAUUGUGAGACUUUAAAGAAAAGUGCGUUGAACUUUGUCCACUCAAACUUUCCGGCGAUAACGCUCGAAGAUGAAUUUUUAGACACACCACAAACUCUACUCGCUCAGCUGCUUACUUCCGAGCAGUUGCGUGUCGAUUCAGAAUCUCAAGUAUUCCAAGCUGCAUUGCGUUGGAUAAAACAUGAUGUCACUCAACGUCGUUGCUACGUCUUUGACACGCUAUCACAUGUACGCUUAGCACUUGUACCCGUUAAAGUAAUCGAUCAGGCAUUGAAGGAUUGCCGGGAUAUGUCAGUAAAGAUUGCCUUACGUUCUAUUUGUCGCGAUAUAGCCUCGAAGCGUGGCCAAUUAGUGCCACUACGUGUCUGUCCGCGUCAACAAGCUAAAAAGAACAUCUAUAUUAUAGGUGGUUCGCGGCGUGAGUCACAGCGUGACUGGACACCAUCCGAUUGUAUUUUUGAAACAGUCGCAAAAUUCGAUAUCUUUCGGCGUGAAUGGUCCGAAACGGCACCAAUGGAAAUCGGACGUAUUCUACCUGGUGUAGCGGCAUUAAAUGGGAAAAUAUAUGUCAUAGGUGGCGAACGUGGUUCUCAAAUUCUAGCUAAUGGUGAAGUAUAUGAUCCACAAACUGAUGUAUGGACACCGAUAGCACCAAUGAUUGUGCCACGCUGUGAGUUUGGCCUGUGCACCUUCGGUGGCACACUGUUGGCGGUGGGCGGUUGGUUAGGUGACGAUAUAGGCGGUUCAAUUGAGUGCUAUGAUCCCGAAAAAAAUGCCUGGAGCAAGUUGGGCGAUUUGCCAGAACCGCGUUUCAGUAUGGGUGUAGUCAGUUUUGAAGGGCUUAUUUAUAUAGUUGGUGGCUGCACAACGUCUAGUCGUCAUUUGCCGGAUUUAAUUAGUUUCAAUCCCAUAACUCUCGAUUGGCAACCAAUGGCACGCAUGCGCACCGCCCGCUGCCAAAUGGGUGUCGCCGUGCUAAAUCGUCAUCUCUAUGUUGUGGGCGGCAAUAGUAGUUCACAGGAUGUGCUGAGCACAGUUGAGCGCUAUAGUUUCGACGAUAAUAAAUGGGAGAGUGUGUGCUCGAUGUCCGUACCGCGUGCUAUACCCGCUGUAGCUGCAGCUGAUGGCCUACUCUAUGUGGCUGGCGGCGAUCAGCCAUGCGAGGAUAACUUCUAUCGUGCUCAUAUCACUAUCAACGCCGUGGAAGCAUACGAUCCCCUGACUGACACUUGGAAAAAUUGCCCCGAUUUGCCUGUUGGGCGCUCGGAGGCUGGCGCUGUCGUUGUUUAACGCAUAUUUAUGCAUAACAACGUGACACUUUUGGGCAAUAACAACUGCUGCGUUUAUAUCAUUGUGCGUUUAGUAAAAACUAUGAAGUGUUAUACAAAACGUAUGCGAUAAAUUUAAUAUACGAUAGAUAGGAAACCUUAAAACUGAGGAAAAUCAAAUUUAAAUAUAUACACAUAUGUAUAUAUAAAGUGAACUUUCCACGUUAACGCAUUGCUAAAAAAAAAACAAAAAAAAAACAACCUUUUUAUUGGACGCAGG